Molecule: messenger RNA, 2633 nt
Organism: Carica papaya (papaya)
Lineage: Eukaryota; Viridiplantae; Streptophyta; Magnoliopsida; Brassicales; Caricaceae
Product: rho GTPase-activating protein
Source: RefSeq, a predicted model, not a curated record
CUUCUUCUCUUCUUUCCUUAUCUACCGAGACUCGCAGACUUUUCUUCUUAUCCUCCAUUUUCUCUAUUGAUAUUCUUUCUGUUUGUCCUCUGUAAUUAGCAUGAGUUCCUCCAUUAAUCCACUUUCUUUGUAAUAGUCUCCAUAUCUCUCCGGAUUUCCAUUUUGUCACCUGAGUUGUCAUCCAUUCAACUCUCGUUCUUUCUUCUAUUUCUUCUCUGUAAUUAUUCUCAUUUUUCUCUCUGGGGGAGGUCGCCUUUUGUUAUCUGGUUGAAAUGGGUAGUUGUUUCAGUAAGAAAAAUGAAGGUUCUUCUUCUUCUUCUUCUUCGGUUUUGCCAGGUGGUGUUGCUAACGGAUCUGCUGCUUGUUCGACUUUAGCAACAGCAGUAGAUCCUAACAAGAGUAGCAGUAAUGUUACUGCAACUACUACACAGAAAAUGGAGACGGUGCAAAACGUUAAGAAAAAGAUAGUUCAUCAAGAAGAGGCUAAAAUAGAGAAGGAAGAGGUGAAAAAGGAGAUAUUCAUUAUAAAACACAGGAAGAGUCACGAAAGGGAAAGAGAGAGAAGAUCUCCUCCUCAACACAAUGUUGAUCCGGCCACUGCUUCUUCUUCUUCUACUUCAACUGAAGAAAUGGUGGGUAACAGCAACGUUAAUGGUGGGUGUAAUGGUGUGGUGAGGACGUCGAGCUGCACGAAAGAAGAAGUGGACGCCAUUCUCAUACAAUGCGGAAGGCUUUCCCGGAGCAACUCUUCCGGGAAAACAGCUUCGUCCGGGAGAAAAUACUCUGGUUCGAAGAGGAGCUACGAUUUUGAUAACCAUGAAAAUGGCCGUGACGAUGUUGGGGCUUCAGAUGAUUUUGAUUCCAAGAGGAAAGGAAAUGAAUACGAUGAAGACGAAGCUGAAGAGAGACGGCAGCACCGUCACCGUCGCCGUCAGUCCGGCCGGCCGUCUCCGGGAAGGAGGAGAACGCCGAGCAGGGAAAGAGAACAACAGCAGCGGUCAGGUAGCAGAGAAAGAGCAAACAGCAAUGACGGCGGGAGACGGGUGAGUCGAUCCCCGGGGAGAAGAUCUGAGAGCACCAACAACUCAACAACCAUGGCGGCUACAACCGCCGGUAUAGGUAAUAAUGUGAACACUGCUUCCAGACCCGGGAAAAUGGUGUCAGUUCCUGCAACUGUUUCUUCCUUAGUUAUGGAUAAGAGUAACAAUGGCGGAACUGCUGCUGAACCUGCAACCAUUAAACGAAUCUCUGUCAAGAGAAAUGCUUGCGAGGUUACAGCUUCGGGUCCAAGGAGUGCAGCAUCGCCCCGUUCAAAGUCUCCGGCGAGAACAUAUGCCACCGGAAAUGGUAAAGGAUUGACGGAGAAUCAGCAAGUGCAGCCGGUACUUAGCCGGAGCUCUUCGAGGAAAGCAGAGCAAUCGCCUUAUAGAAGAAAUCCACUAGGUGAGAUUGAUCCCAACUCGCUUGCAUAUCCGCAAUCCGCGGGCAACAAAGCUUCCAGCAACACUAACAACAACAGCAGGGUAUCCAACAAUGGCCUGAAUCAGAAGCCAAAUCCUGAGAUUACCAACAAUGGAGGAGUUGCUCAAGGAACUAAUCGCAAACCCAGUUGCUGCACAGCCAAGGAGCAGGAAUUACUGGUUCCAGAAGCCAAACCACAGGUGGCAAUCAAUGGCGACAAUAUUACCAUGGCAAACCCAGUUGCAGAGGGCCUGCAGAACCCUCAAACACUAACUAGAACCAGGUCUGCAAGACGAUCUCGAGAGCUUGACAUAAACCCUGAAGCUUUACUCAAUCCAAUACCUUCGUACACGGCUUUAUUGCUUGAAGACAUUCAGAAUUUUCACCAGAAAAACACCCCUCCAAUUUCACUCCCACCCUGUGUCACCAAAGCCUGUUCAAUUCUUGAAGCAGUUGCAGACCUUAACUCAACCAUAAGCUCCAAUCUGUCCUGUGCAAUAUCUGGACAUGACAGAAAGAGUCCCCCACUAGACCAAUAUAACAGGAAUGAGCACAAUUUCUGUUUAGGCAACAAUAAGAAAGUUUCAGAAGGCAAAGACCCUUUUGUGGAAUCUGAAGUUUUUGUAAGAGAUGAGCUGAUGGAGCCAAGCUUUCAUAAGUAUGUGACAGUGAGGAGAGGUGGUGGAGGAGGAGAUGACAUGGAGGAGCAGGAAUCAUCGGGCAGCAAUAGCUUUACCGGCAGUGUUAUUCAUCAACAGAACUGGGGAUUUUCUUCAUCUUCCUACGAGCCCAAUUCAGCAGAUUCAACUGACCGGUGGAGUUCGAGAUCGAACACCAGAGAGCAGCGGGAUCAGAGUCCACUGGGAUUUGCAGGUUGCAACGCCAAUGAGAAUAAAAGGGGAUAUAGUGGGAACAGGAGAGACUAUGAUCUGCAACAAAAUGGAAUUGGGCGAGGUAGACUUGCUGGGAGCAAUAGCAUUCAUGGAGUUUCCUUUGUUGCAGCUGCUGCAACAACAUAAAUUCUAGUUCUUUUUUUUUCUUCCACUUGCAAAAACAUUAUUGUGCUGUUGUUGGGUUGCCAUCUUGCAACCUGUUUCUUUGAUUGUUCGAUUUAAAAUCAGCUCAUUUGGAAGAAGAAUUUGCACUUAUUCUUCUUGUGUUUUGUUAGUCAC